UUCAUGUGAUAGACUAUGUCAACAAACGAACAGAAGAAACUCGGAGACCAGCAGAGCAGUCAACUCUUACCAGAGGAGAGCGACACUGCAAGUACAAGCCAAGCACAUCAACACAUGGAGGACAAAGACAAUGAAAGUCAAGUCUCUGCAAUGGAAAAGAAGGAGUUUAUAAAUGUAUGGGUACGAGAUCCUCAGGUACACAAGGAGGAUUUCUGGCAUGCAUACAUAACCUAUGAGAUCUGUCUUCAUACAAAUAGUAUGUGUUUCCAGAAGAAGACCUCUUGUGUGAGGAGGAGGUAUAGUGAGUUUGUUUGGCUGCGUCAAAAACUACAGAACAAUGCUGUCCUUAUAAAGUUACCUAAACUCCCUCCCGGGAAUCCUUUCUUCCAACUCAAUAGUGAUUUCCAGAUCACUCAGCGGAUGCAGGGGCUGCAACAGUUUCUUGAGGCAGUUCUACAGACACCAUUACUGCUGUCAGACAGUCUGCUGCACCUGUUCUUGCAGUCCUCUCUGAGCAUUGCAAAAAUGGACGCGUGUGCACAGGGACAGACGCAUUAUACGGUUGCACAGGCAAUACAGCGGUGUGUCGGGUAUACCCGUUUCCCUGUAGAGGAACAGCAUCAAGAAGAAGACAGCAAAACAUGCUGUGACUCCGACUGUGAAAGUACAACAUCCUCUGGCUUGGGAAAUAGUAUAGGAUGUGCCACAUCUGUGGAAGAAGACUCUUCCUAUAAUGAAAGUUUUUCCCAUGAAUUUCAAGCCACAACCCCUGAGGGAGAACUCUGUAGCAGCCUGUCUUCAUCUCCUAGCAACCAGUAACCCUUGAUGUGCACUCUGUUAUGUGAACUCUAGAGAUGUAUACACACACACACACACACACACACACACACACACACACAUACUCCGUCAAAGAGAUUUGCUGCCCAGUUUGCUGCUUAGAGCCUCCAGAGUUAUAUUUGGAUGGAUAUUUAGAAAAAAAGGUCUUGAUUAUUGUUUUAUUACAUGUCAUGUUUGUCCAUAAUGUUUCUUUUUUUUUUUUUUAAAUAUGGAGAUUUUUAUUUAAAUUUUUUUGUGGUUAUCAUAUUAAAUAAUUCUCCUAUACUAAAGGGCUGACUUGGAAAGAAAAAAAAAAAGCUAUUAGAAAAUGUGAAUUACAAGUUUUUCUUGACACUCCGGUACACACUGUUUAAUGUGUGCCUGACAAAGAAGCUUCUUAAAACGCUUCAGCAUUUUCAUCUGUACAGAUGUGCUUUUGUUUAACAGAUUUUUUAAAAAUGUAAGGUGGCAGUUUAUUACUUUAAAUGUUUCUUAAAAAUUCUUAUUAACAUUGCUAAAAAUGAGUGGGGAGGACUAAAUGUGAGGAUUUUUUUUAUUAAGUACGUUUUUAUUGUGAUUUAUUGGUAAAUGAAUAAAUGUUUUUUGGUCAUAGCUGUGAAUAGAAUUUGUUGAAAUGUAAUGAUGUAGAUAGUGCUGGUUCAGAUGAUAAUUAUCUAAAUAAAAUCCUAAAUGCUAAAUAAAUUUGCAAAUAGAGAAAGAGAA
Carassius gibelio (silver crucian carp) is the source of this 1539-nucleotide messenger RNA. Its product is annotated as sorting nexin-10A. The record is from RefSeq and is a predicted model, not a curated record. The transcript has 7 exons. Gene Ontology annotation, biological process: intracellular protein transport. Lineage: Eukaryota; Metazoa; Chordata; Actinopteri; Cypriniformes; Cyprinidae. Bases 16 to 819 code for a protein of 267 amino acids. Gene Ontology annotation, molecular function: phosphatidylinositol binding.